AUGCAUUGCUUGAAUUUAGAUAGACCCUUAUCUAUCUAUCUAUCUAUCUAUCUAUCUAUCUCAGUCUGUUCAUCUAUCUAUCUUAGUCUGUUCAUAUCUAUCUAUCUAUCUAUCUAUCUCGCCCGCGUGAUCGCGCGUCAGCUUAUGUGUAAGUGCGCUCAAGGUCAACAACUUCUAUUGCCUUUACCCUCUUUGACGUUUUUACUGUUUGGAUGCCACCUAAAAGGAGGAAACUUUUGGGACGGCGCACGGCAGCUUCCCCCCGCUGAUAGAGCGGCGAGGGCGAGUGAAACCCCUGAACAGACUUCUUUGCGUCUUUCACGGAUAGCUUCGAGCUCAGCUGCUCGCUUAUCUACGGAAAGCGCUGCUGCGCGGACUGUAAGGUUGUCUUCAGCGGCUUCAACCAUAUCCGCACGCCGCGCCAGGCUUUCAGUUGAAGAACGUUCACUUCAGAAUUCACAGGACGCACGUGGCUAG
Messenger RNA from Acanthosepion pharaonis, 477 nucleotides. Lineage: Eukaryota; Metazoa; Mollusca; Cephalopoda; Sepiida; Sepiidae. The record is from the annotation of a GenBank genome assembly.